CAGUCAGUCAGUCGUGUAUCGGCACUUGCUCGACGCGGACGUUUUGUUACGUGUAUAAAUUUUACUUUGCGUCAAUCGAUCGAAAAGCGCCAUCUAGCUGUCAGUUUCACGAUUCUGUCUGUGUCUGGUUCGAGGCUGUGAGUGAGUGAUUCGAAUGCGCGGGCCUGGCAGAGCUUCGACGAUUAGCCGAUCAUCUCAGUCAGUCGUUAGUUGACCACCGUCGGAUUAAGUCGUCUAGUUUAGUGUUUGACCGUGGACAGAUCCAUGCGAGGAAAGGUCCAGUUAGAUCGUGAGUGAGAUAAGCAGGAAGCAGCGAAGUGAAAUCGAAAAGAAGAAUCGGGAUAAUCGGUGAGAAAAUUCGACGUUCGACAUUGAAAGGUCGCAGGGUUGAAAGGAUUCGAUUACACACAGGGUUGUGGUUUCGCGCGGCUUAACUGGUCGAGCUGCGGACCGGAAGUAUGAAGUGUCGUGGGGAUUCGAAGUGGUUCCCAGGUUCCAGCGAGACGAUCAUUGCCGUUAGUGCUUCGAGACGGUGAGAAAAGAUUCAUUCCGGUGCGGUUACUUUGAACGAAACGAAACCAAGGUGCGAUGUCCGCCGAUCCGUGCUAAAGAAGAAGUGAUUUGUGAACGAAGUGAUUGAUAAAAGAAAGGAUCUGUGAGACAAGGAUCAGGUUGUGGUGUGAAAAAGGGGUGGCCACUAGAAAUGCAACGGAUUUUGACCGCUCGCAGCACGGGCUUGUGGGCAGCGUUGUUGAUAUUGGCGAUAGUUUCCGAGUCCUGGACGGUGGGACACUUGGCAGCAGCGUCAUCUCUGACGGAGGUUGAACUCGAGGACGAUUACCUGGUUGCGACCGCGGAGCUAGAGCAGCACUGUAUUCAUCGCUGUCCGGAUCAGAACCGAACCGGCUUCAAUGAGCAUAUCGACGUCAGCUGCGGCAGUGAUUGCUACCUUACGCAGUGCGCCGUCGGUUGUCGCCUGUGGGAGCUAGCGCUGGAAUCAUCCUGCCAGAAUGUUUGCAACAAAACCGACCAGGAGCUACUGGAACCCAAGGAACUGUAUUGCGUGAUGGGCUGCAACGAUGCUCUCAAUCGGUACUUCAAAUGGCUCAAGGCCGAAAUCGGAACACCCUCGGCUCCGGCCCUGGUCGCCGACAGCCUGACGGCAACUUCCCUAUCCCUAGAAUGGGAGGUUCCGGAGCGGCUGGUUCAACUGUCACAGCACAAGAGCCACGGCCCACGUAGCUAUCUGGUUCAGUGGCGCUACGAGGAAGUGGCCGGAGACUGGAAGUUCUGUCGGAACCAAAGCAUGGGUGAUAAUUCUACGAUACGGGUGGAUAAUCUGCAACCGUACACGAAGUAUCGGUUCCGCGUAGCUCUUCUGCUGUCACCACACCACGACGAGGUGCUCAUCUCGGAGCAGAGCGUUAUCAUUCUAACCCUGGCCAAGGGCCCACCGAUAUCCGAACCGAAAAUUGUACGCGCCGUUGCGGUAGAUCAUUCACGAAUAUCCAUCUCAUGGGAGCCCGGUCCGUUCCCGAACGGUCCCGUCCUGUCAUACGUGCUCCAGAUCAAAGAUCUCGACCCCAUAGGCUACAGUGCCCUCAAGGACAUCCCGGAGUCAAACUUCUCCCGGUACUACAUCUUCGAGAAGCUAACCGGCGAACGGAACUACUCCGUAUCGGUAACCAUGCGUAAUCCGGAGGGGGAAGGUCCACCCUCGGUAACGUACGUGCAAACUCCUGCUCAACCGCUCGAUCUGGAAGAGGACAUCCAGCCGACGUUGAUUCUCGGUGCUGAACACUCUGUUCUGUCGCAGGGAUCGGAUCUCCUUUCGGAUCCACCGACGAAUUUUUAUCGUAGUCCUAGUCAUCGGAUUCGAGGAACUGCUAUCCAUAUUCGAAAAAGUUUGAUCUUCGUUUCGGAUGAGGCCGGGUUCGUGUACAAAGCUCCUCUUCGGUCCGGGGCGGAAAAGGGUCGGAUUGCAAUUUUGACGCCGGAGGCAGGUCAUAACUUUAGACCGACGUUGCUUUCCGUGGAUUGGCUGAACGAUCACCUGUACAUUUUGGGGCAGGCUAAGAUCACCGGUUUAUGGCAGAUCUCCCGGUGCGAUUUCAGCGGGGAACGAAUGACGGUGGCGAUUGCUGGGCUUCAGCGGCAGCCGGAACAUUUUGAGGUGGAUCCCUUCAACGGAUACUUGUUUUGGGUGAUCAGCAGUCGAACGCCGGAUGCGGGACUAUUUCGGCUUGACUUAGGGGAUAUUUCCAACGGGGUGAAGCAUGAAAUCAAGCCGCUUCAGCUGAACAACCACCAUAACUUGGGGGCAUUCUCCAUUGAUCACACCAGCUUUCGGGUGUUGGUUCCCGAUCAGGACGCUAACACCGUUCUAGCCAUUUCGUUGGACGGUAAAACGACUGAAAAUAUUCGCAGCAAUACGCAGCGACCCCGUUUCGAGAAGGUUAACUCCAUAGCCCUGGCGAAUGGGUUGUUCUACUGGACGAACGGAAAGGAGGUCCUCGCUGAGGACUACCACAAAAAGCAGGAUAGCUACUACCACAACGCGUUCCCGAUCGCGUCAAACAAUACGUACUUCAGUAUAUGCGUGAACCUGUCAUCAGCCCAACCGGUUCCGAUCCCCGUUAAUCCACCGAGAAACGUUCAGGCACUGCUGACCAACAACAAGAUCAAGAUUUUCUGGAACGAGCCGCACCUGUUGGGAAUUAAGGGCAAAGGUGCUUGGCAGGAGUGGAUGUACGAGUUGGCGCUGAGUGAGGAAAGUAGCGGGAAGGUGAUAGCUUUUCCGGAGAUUAGCGGAACUUUAUUCACUUCCAUAGAUGGGGAGUUGCUGGCACCGGGUCGGGAAUACGUGAUAAAGGCUGCUGCGUAUACGAAUGCGGGGCGUGGUCCGUGGAGUACGGAGUUCCAUGCGCGUACGUUGAAGGAUACUCACGAACGGCAUCUGCUUUGGUCCGGCAGUGAAGGUAUCAUGCGAAGUGAUGUGAUUGGGGAUAGCGUUGAGACGUUGAUAACGAAGGCUGAUCUGGAGGACGGAGUGGUGACGGAUAUUACCUGGUUCGAGAGUGUUCUGUAUGUGGUUAGCAAUUCGACGCUGAUGUUCUACAAUCAGACCGGGGAAGGGCAGAUCAGUAAGCUGCGGGAGCUGGAGUCGGUGGAGUGUGUGACGGUUGAUUGGAUCGGACGGAGACUGUACUUUUAUAACCCCUCGCAGCAGAUGAUCGUGAGGAGUAGCUUGCACGGGGAGCAGCACGAACCGAUACACAAUGUGAAGAAUGUUCGGGAGAUAAAGUUUGAUGGUCUGCGGGGGUAUAUCUACUAUACUUCGGAGUUUGCGAUGGAGGCGUUUCGGUUGAAUGGGAAGGAUAAACAUAGUUACUAUCUGGAGAAUGAUCGGUUUACGGGGAAGGGAGUGAUCGGUUUGACGCUGGAUAUGAACAGCGAAAAGGUUUACUGGAUCGUGCGGAGUAUUAGCAAUUCGGAGCUGUUCAGUGCGCACAUGGCCGGAACGGGUUCGGUUAAGGUCACUUCCCUGGUGACUAGGCUAUCGGAGCAAUCGCCUCGUGGACCUCUGUCGCAUUUCAGCGAUCGAUUGCUAUGGCUUCAGCAGGACGAGGUGGUGGUCGGUGAUUUACGAGGGGAGAAUCUGGCUCACAUCAGAAACCAGAAGCUAAAUGGGACCCGAGCUUUCACAAUAAUCGAUCCAGCGCAUCACGUCUACCCGGAAGACAAUCCGAAUGUGAAUGUCCUCCCGAUGCAGGUCAACGAUACCACAAUCCGUAUCCAGGGAACCUGGAAGAAGUUCAGCAUCGUUUGGGACCCGGUCACUAACGUCAACUACGGCAAGGUAUUCUACAAACUCACCAUCAAAGUGAAAGGGAAAAAGGACGAAAUCCACGAACUGUCCAAAGCCAUCCAUCCGUACAAUAGCUCUGGAGCGAACCUGCUUCCCCCGCACACCGAAAUCAACAUCACCAUCAACGCCUUCACCUACUGGAGAUCGUCCGCCUUCUCCAGCGCUCGACUCUUCAGCCCCUCCGGCAAACCAUCACAACCGACGCGCCCUCGAGUGUUCGUUAAACACACCAAAGACCCAAUUCAAGACACGCACGCCAUCGAAGCUACCUUCCGCUGGUCAGCACCGAAGACCCCGAAUGGACCGAUCAUCGGUUACAAAGUUCACUGCUGGUACGAAGAAGACGGCAUUACCAACCACGUCCUGCAGAACGAACUGAUCAACCGAACCGAACGCGUCAUUCCGAAUAUGGUUCACAACGUGAGCUACUCGUUCCGGGUGCAGGCACUUACGAAGGCUCGCGAGGGUGACAUGACGCCGGUGCUAACCGUCAACACCGCCGAAGAUCAUCCGAUUCCGCAGGCGUUGAUCGCUACGGCGGAUCACAUUAUCAAGGUGGACUUUGAUUCCGGGGAGACCCAGCAGGUCGUGGGUACGUCAACGCCGGUUAGUUUCAUGGUUCGACUGGCCAGGGAGCGGAAGCUGAUUUGGGUUGAUGAAAACAAUGAACUGUUUCAGUUUGAUGGCUCGAUGAAGACGAAGCUUUACUCGAUCGGGGGUCCGGUGCUGUCUUUGACGGUUGAUUGGAUCCGAAGGAUCGUUUACUGGUCCCAGCACGAGGUGAUAGGGAGUGCGAUCUAUUCGUUUGAUUUGAACCGGUUCGAUGAUGAGGGAGUUCAUUUGGAGAAGCUCGUGUACAGUGCGCACAACAUAACGAACCUGGUGGUGGCGCCGUUCAAUCGGAAGCUAUUCUGGACGGAGAAGUUACCGGAGGAUGUGAUCUACGUGCAUGAUUUUGACGAGAAUCGUACCGAGGAGUUUUUCGAUGAUAGCUUCGAGGAAUGUCCGAACCGGACGGCGGGGAUUACGGUGUAUCCGAUCUUGGCCUUACAAACAUCGGUCAGCGAGGAGGCGAGGCUGUUUUGGGCCGAAACCGGGUUCAGAAGUGUUGGGUUGAGCAGUAAUACCUGUAUGAAUUUUGGGUUCGAGUAUUAUCCGAAGAUGAAGAGUAUUGCGAAAGACAGUGACCACUUCUACUGGUUGGAGGAUGGGGAUGCAAUCGUGAGGACGGAUGAAAAGGGGGAGAUUAUUUCGAAGACGGUUCCUGGAGCGAGACUCCUGUUGCCGCUACAGCUGCAGUACUAUCCGGAGAGACGCUGUUUGAUUCCGCUGCAGAAGAAUCAGAACUACCAGGCGAAGCUGCUGCAGAGAACGGAGAAUUCAUUGACUCUGCUGUUGCCGAAGUCGGAGGUUUACCCGAACUGUUCGGCGGAACCGAGUGGAAUCCGGUACGUAAUCUACUACGACGUGCUUGAUGAGACGGAUGCGAAUGCUACCGCAGACUGCGACGCUAGCAGCUGUAGUUACGUGACUUCCUACGACCGGAGUAGAACUAUUCGAGGGUUGAAGCCGUUCACGAAGUACCGCUUCCAGGUGCUGCUGACUAACUACUAUCAGGAACAGUUCGGAGUGGCUAGCGAACUGGCGGACAGUCCUCGGGUAGGUUCGGUAACCGUGUUUUCGACGGCUGCCGGAGCACCUUCGAAACCUCGCAACAUUAGUGUGCUGGCGAUUAGCCCAACGGAAGCCGUGGUUCAUUGGACUCCGCCGUCGGUGAAAAACAGUGAUCGCGUGUGGUACGAGAUCCAUUGGCAGACGGAGUACAUCCACGAUGGGUCCAAGAAUCGGCAGCAGCAGUUGGUUACUGACUUCGACGAAGAUUUGAACAACCUAUCAAUCAAUCUAACAAAACUACAGCCGAACCAAGCUUACGCCAUCUGGAUCAUGGCAUAUUCCACGGAUACCACGUUCAGCGAAAGCGAUCACGUCAAUAUCGUAACCUUUCCGGAACCGGAAGACAUUCGACUGGUGUCCAAUUCGUCGGACGAAUUGGGCGUCAGCUGGAGACCUCACCUGAACAUCACAACCUACAAACUACAGUACUCCGCCGUAGGCAGCAAAACAUGGACAACCGUCUUCGAAACUGGCAUCAACAGCACCGCUCCCGAAAACGGCAUCUUCCAGGUGACUGGACUACAGCCCAAGACGCAGUACCGUUUCAUCGUCCUUCUAUUCUACCCGAACCGCCGAAAUCCGUACGUGUGGCCUCCGGAUGCCCGUUUCAUCUACGAAACCGAAGCGGAUCGACCGAGUGCUCCGGGCCGCCCUCUGGUAACUCAGAUCCGCCAGGACGUCUACAAGGUAUCCUGGGAACCGUCCAAAGACAACGGAGCUCCCAUCAUGGAAUAUGCGCUGGAAGCACUGGUCAGAUCACCACGAAGUACAAAUCGCGUCGAACGAUCCGCCACAGCGUCAAGCGGUGAAGAGCUGGAAGAUCCGGACAGUUCGGAGGAAAUGAACAACACGAUCCCUAACCGUGCCGACGUCGGUUCCACCGAUAGUCAAGAGUACGUUACCUUCGACGAACACUGGGACCUGGUGUACAACGGAACGGACGUCUACUGGAUCAUACCGGAGAAGCAACCGAUCCACAAGCACACCUUCCGGGUUCGGGCACGGAACGCCUGCGGCUGGGGACCGUUCAGCGGCGAAAGCGAACCAAUCAGUCAACCGCUGCUAUCCGGUCAAACGGGAAACUACGUCAUCAUCGCUGUCAUGUCCGGUUCGGCCAUCUUUUUCAUCUUCCUCGUCCUGAUCUUCGUCUGCGCGUGCCGUCGAGCAGAGAUAGAAAAGAAAAUUUUUAUUGAUGCAACCACUACUCGCAUUCCAGAUGUGGAGCUAGCGAACCUCCGCGAGCUGCCCCGGCGUGGCAAUUUCAUUCACAGCAAUAACAUCCUGUACAUUUCGGGGCCGCUCACGGAUUCCGAGAUAGCACUGCUGCCGCAGAUUCGCCGAGAACAGAUCACAAUGACCAGUUCGCCCUUCCUGGGUAGCGGGGCGUUCGGUGAGGUCUACGAAGGAAUCGUCAAGGGAGUUGGAGCUGAAGCUGAGACUAGAGUGGCUAUUAAGACCCUCCGGAAAGGAGCUACCGAACAGGAGAAAGCUGAAUUCCUCCAGGAGGCUCAUCUCAUGAGCAACUUCAAGCACAAACACAUUCUCAAACUGAUCGGCAUCUGUCUAGAUCUGGACUCACUAUACAUCAUCAUGGAGCUGAUGCGAGGUGGCGACCUGUUGAGUUAUCUACGCUCGAAUCGACCAUCACCGGGCAAUCCUUCGCCGUUAACCCUUCUGGAUCUGAUUACGAUGUGCGUGGAUGUCGCCACAGGCUGCCGCUAUCUGGAGGAGAUGCAUUUCGUUCAUCGUGAUUUGGCCUGUCGAAACUGUCUGGUUUCAUCGCCCGAUCCAAGGGAGCGGGUCGUCAAAAUUGGUGAUUUCGGUUUAGCUAGGGACAUCUACAAUAACGACUACUACCGGAAGGAGGGCGAAGGUUUACUCCCCGUCCGCUGGAUGUCCCCGGAAAGUUUGGUGGAUGGAGUGUUUACCUCUCAGUCGGAUAUCUGGGCUUUUGGAGUGUUGCUGUGGGAAAUUAUGACACUUGGACAGCAGCCGUAUCCGGCCAGGAAUAACUUGGAAGUACUGCACUACGUGCGGGACGGUGGCCGGCUUACUCGACCGCAGGAUUGUCCCGAAGAACUUUACCAACUAAUGCUAAAAUGCUGGAGUUACUCGCCGGAAGAUCGACCGACCUUCCGAUAUUGUCUAGAAGAACUAAAAUCUCUACAGGAGCGAACCAGUGAUUCGAUACAGAUCACCUCGCAGUUCCCGUGCAAAGUUCAGAACGGUGCGGUAUUUAACCGAUCCUAUCUGCUUUCCGACAUCAAUCACAACCCGUUCAUGGCAGACAUCAAGUUCGGCAGCAGCGGCAGCGGUGGAGCCUUCAUAAUUACCCCGGCAACCUCGUCCGGCAGUAGCGGAGCUACCGUGAUGACCACGACGAUACCCAAGUAUCUGGAACUUGUGUACGACGACAGCAACAGUAACAACAGCAAGUGUUCGACCGGCGAGGAUGUUCCGCUGACGAUUGGCUUAACGAACGGGUUUUCCGGUCCAUCCGGACCAACCGAUAACGGGUACGAGAUCCCGAUCAACGAGAUCAUUCUUCGGCAGCAGGCUACCGCCGGCGGCAGCAACAUCAAGGGCCGCACCUUUUCCAGUUCGUCGACGGUCAGCAAUGUUAGUACACUGCCGUCAGUAGCGAUCGCUUCCGGAUCGGGAGCUGGUCACCACCAUCAACAGAAGCAACAACAACGGUUAGAUGACUGCUCCAGUCUGGAAGCUCUGCUGCCGAUGAGUUCGAUCCUUACCGUUAAACUGCCGGAUGAACUCGAGGCGGACUGCGGGACUUUGUCGCAGCAGUGUGAGGACAGUAUUACCAGGGAGCAGCAGCAGCUUGCUGCGGUGGCCGACGAAUGUAAGACGAUGAUGUGAGAGCCGACCGAUUUUUUUUCCGAUAACAGUCGACACAAAUUAGAAACAUUCCAAAGAACAGUAGCAAUACAGCGGUGUAAGAUGCUCAACCCAAGGCAGUUAACGAACGACUUUUUCAGUAGCUAGAGAGAGAGAGUGUUAGUCCUAAGCACAAUUGUACAUAGUUAGACCAAAUUUGCAACAAACCGCAACAACAAACAACAAAAGUUAUAGGUUAAGGUAUAACCCAUGUUCCAAAUGUCAGUGUUCUCGUCGCCAAAAACUAAUGCUUCCGUAUGCGAUUCCCAAGAGUUUAGAGCCCGCCUGCUUUGUUUACCCGCCAUCAAUCAAGAUGUGUUGCAUCCGCCGGACAAUGGGCGUAACCUUAGGGAUGCUCGAAAUGGAAGCUUUUGUAAAAUUUUCCUACUAAGAUUAAUGGCUAACAGUGUUUUCCUGUAAAUAUUAUGAGUUAUAGAUUUUUUUAUAGAAGUAAAUUCAAUCGCCGAAGCGAAUCAGAACCAACUGUAAAUAGUUUGGACCGGUUGAGUGUUUGUAUGUAUGUGUGUGUGCGUUAGGUUUCCGGGUGCAGUUAGAUAAAAGUACAAUCAGAAAAUUGCUUUCACCCUUAUAUUAAAGGUGACUUUGACUGAAACUGAUGGAUGUGUGGAAUAGCUGGGGUGUUUUAACUAUUAAAAAGUGUCGUGGCAAAAGACACAAAAUACUACUUUUAACGAACAAUAAGUUAUUGUUUUCUUUCAGUUAACUGUAAUCAAGCACAGUCAGUUGUAUUUUGAACAAGAGUUUAAAAAGACGAACAAACCAAAAAGAAACAUGCGAUAAUCUAUAGAAAUAUAUUUUAGUAUGAUAUUAAAAACUUGCAACUAUUA
Molecule: messenger RNA, 9282 nt
Organism: Topomyia yanbarensis
Lineage: Eukaryota; Metazoa; Arthropoda; Insecta; Diptera; Culicidae
Gene: sev
Product: protein sevenless
Exons: 14
Coding region: 704-8416 (2570 amino acids)
Biological process (GO): regulation of TOR signaling; positive regulation of kinase activity; protein phosphorylation
Cellular component (GO): membrane; signaling receptor complex
Molecular function (GO): protein binding; transmembrane receptor protein tyrosine kinase activity; ATP binding
Source: RefSeq, a predicted model, not a curated record